GUGAAUACAGCAACCCCACCACCUUUUUAGCAAGGGCUGAGGAGAAGCUCAGAUGCAGCAAACCAGACCACGCUGAAGCCCCUGGAGUGGCUGAGACGGGAGGAUGUCAGCUGCCAAGUGGCUGAGGAGACUGUAAGUGCGCAACAGUCUCAGUGGCACAGCUUCCUUUGCUCCAGGCUAACCAUGGCCUUCUCUCUCUGGCUGGACGGUUGACAUACCCUCGUGCCCUCCUGUGUACACAUUGCUGGACUGGACGCCAUCCUGCAGGGGCUGGUAGCAGGGCAGGUGAGCAUCAGAUGCUACCACAAGCCAGACGGGGCAGAGCAAUGGACUCCAAGCAGCUAAGAUGGAAGUGACCUGAGGCCUCGCGCAGGCAGUUUCCUCUUGAAAGGACAGCUGAAGUGUUGAAGCACAGGCUUGUCUGGGGAGCAGUAUGCCGGAAGCUGGUUUUCAGGCCACAAAUGCUUUCACAGAGUGCAAAUUCACCUGCACCAGCGGUAAAUGCUUGUAUCUUGGUUCACUGGUCUGUAACCAACAGAAUGACUGUGGGGACAACAGUGAUGAAGAAAACUGUCUCCUGGUGACUGAACAUCCACCUCCAGGCAUCUUCAACUCGGAACUGGAGUUUGCCCAGAUCAUCAUCAUCGUCGUGGUGGUCACGGUGAUGGUCGUAGUCAUUGUCUGCCUGCUGAAUCACUACAAAGUCUCUACUAGGUCCUUCAUCAACCGUCCGAACCAGAGCAGGAGGCAGGAAGACGGGCUACAGCCGGAAGGACGCCUGUGGCCAUCAGACAAUUCUGGACCUGGACCAGGUGCUUCAGAGAUCAUGUAUGCCCCUCGUUCGCGGGACAGAUUCACUGCCCCAUCCUUUAUCCAGAGGGAUCGUUUCAGCCGCUUCCAGCCCACCUACCCUUAUGUGCAGCAUGAAAUUGACCUGCCCCCCACCAUCUCGCUGUCCGAUGGGGAGGAGCCGCCGCCAUACCAGGGGCCCUGCACCCUGCAACUCCGGGACCCUGAGCAGCAGAUGGAACUCAACCGAGAAUCUGUCAGGGCCCCGCCCAACAGGACCAUAUUUGAUAGCGAUUUGAUCGACAUUUCUGUGUACCACGGGGGCCCAUGCCCGCCCAGCAGCAAUUCGGGCAUCAGUGCCAGCACUUGUAGCAGUAACGGGAGGAUGGAAGGGCCACCCCCCACGUACAGCGAGGUGAUGGGUCACUACCCAGGCUCCUCUUUUUUCCAUCACCAGCACAGCCACGCCCCCCGCGGCAGCCGACUGCCCUUCCAGCCUGAUGGGUCCGGGAGCACCAUGGUGACCAUCCAGGGCAAGGACCGAAAGCCUGGGAACCUCGUCUAGAGCUGAGAGGAGACUCUACCACCCGUGGCCCCUCUGCUCCGGGCACUGUGUGGCUCAGUUUUACGCGCUGCACCGAGUAAAACCAAAUGUGCAAAUGUGGUCUUUGUUUCUGAUUCCUUCCAGGGGAACUGCAUGCAGUCUCGAGUGAAAUCCUACAAAUUCAAUCUGGUCUGACCGCUAACAGUGUUUCUUUGGGAGCAGGCCUUGGGAUGGGGUGGGGGGGAGAGGGAUGAUUUUUGGUAAGGGGUGGGUGUGGGUACAACAGAGAAAGGGAUGCUUUAAGAUAUCAUGAAACAAAACCCACAGAGGUAUUUGAUUUAUUUAACUAUGAAAGGAAACUUUGCAGAGAAAGCAGCCAAAAUGGCCAUUUUUAUAAUUAACUGAAUAAAGAAGGAAGCAUUAUUAUAUAUUAUCAUAGGGAAGAAUUGGCCAGUUUGCUUUUUCUCCCAAGGUGUGGAACUUUUAUUUUGUUUUAAAAAUAUGAUUCAAAAUUCCUGUUUUGUGUGCCAAGGUAUCAAGUGGAGAAGUUAGAUGAAUGCAAGGAGUUACUUUGUGUUGUGAUGAUGUGUUUUCAAAGUUGCACUAUCUAAAUGUUUAAAAUAUGUAUGAGGGAACUGUUUUAUGUGAAGUUCUGUAUGUUGUUUUUUUCACCUGUGGAUUAUUAUUAGGCCCAAGGAAUACGCUGGAGUAUUCCCCAUAUGCACACAAGUAAAGAUGCGUAGGGAUGUAGCAUCGCAUAUGCCAACUUAACAUAAAUCAAGAAAGGCACUUUGGUUGCAAGAAUUUGUAGCAAAUAGCAGUGCCUCACUGAAGCAUCUGAGACUUCAGGAGUGGAAGAUAGGAAAUCUUAAACUCCAGCAUUUUGAUUUAUUAAGUUAUUCUGCUAGCCUUGGGUUGCAUAUUUUAUUAACAUGUAUUUCUGUCUCCAGCAUCAUGCAGCACUGUCCUCAGCCUCCACAGUGCAGCUUCUUGAGUGACUUAGUGUUUUUUUUUAAUUUUCACUGUAGCAUGAAGCAUACUCAGAUAUACACAUUAUUUUAUGCAAUAAAUUGUUUGAAAUGCAA
Messenger RNA from Suncus etruscus (white-toothed pygmy shrew), 2418 nucleotides. It is a transcript of the gene LDLRAD4, whose product is annotated as low density lipoprotein receptor class A domain containing 4. Bases 434 to 1354 code for a protein of 306 amino acids. The record is from RefSeq and is a predicted model, not a curated record. The transcript is spliced from 6 exons. Gene Ontology annotation, molecular function: R-SMAD binding. NCBI's taxonomy places the organism in Eukaryota, Metazoa, Chordata, Mammalia, Eulipotyphla, Soricidae. Gene Ontology annotation, cellular component: early endosome membrane; Golgi membrane. Gene Ontology annotation, biological process: negative regulation of transforming growth factor beta receptor signaling pathway.